AUGGAUAGAGAAGAUACUGGAGACACGCAACAAGAAGAGACCAACCCGACGUCAGGCGAAGCAAAGAAGAAGAAGACGACGACGACGAAGAGGAGGAGGAAGCAGCAGCUCAACCCGAACAAGGCUCGAGACGAGCGCCGCUCCCAGUUGGUUCAGCUGCGGAAGGAGGCGGAGGAGCUGGAGUGGACGCUGAAGAAGUGGCAGGACCUCCGAGCUGCCCAUCGCCUCAUGAAGAGAAGAAGACCAAUGAUAGCGAUAUUCCUGCUGUGUGGGAGGAGAUAUGCUGAGCACGAGAACUUCCGUCUCAAGGAGCAGGUGAAGGAACGUCUGAUGGUCAAGGAGAUGGCGCAGUCUGAAGGCAGCAGACGCUUACGACGCACCAACCUGCCGCCAGGAUACAUCCAGCGCAUGGCUGCGACUCUGUUUGAAGAGCUCGCGGCUGGCAUGCAGGUGUGCUACUACUUGGGGGCGAAUACCCCCGUUCCGGCGGAUGUGAGGCCCCACACGCCACUGCUGCGUGGCGGCUUGAAGGGCGAAGAGAGGAGGUUCUUCGAUCGGCGUCUUGUGCCUUUCAGUAUGGAGGUGGCGAGCAACGCGUGGUGGCGGGACUGGCACUCGUACAGAGGCCACGCGAGUGAACACGUGGGCGAUGUGGUCGUGGAGAGCUUUGGACUGGAGAUGAACGACUUCAGGUCCAAGUCUUCGGUCACCUGCUACGGCCAGCAGAUUCUACGACGAGAAACGGAGGACACGCGCACUGUCUUCGUCUGGAACACGUACCUUGAGCCUUUCGAGUUCGACGGCGAGCGGGUCAAAGGGAUCUACUUCCUGGAGCAGUACCACAUGCUCGUCAAGCCUGAUGAAGCGGAGGAGGAAGAUGGAGGGGAAGUUUGCACUCGAAUGUCCGUGUGCUACGUCGUGACCCCCUACUUUUUGGACUUGACUCUGCGGUCGGACCCCAAGAUAGGAAAGCUGAUCGAUUUCUUGGUGGGGGCGCUGUUCUCAAACUUGAAGGCGGCCAACGAUAGGAUCGAGGACCUACUGCUGGAUCAAGGACUGCAGAAGUACAGCAGAAGUGUGGGAGGGUAA
Molecule: messenger RNA, 1089 nt
Organism: Phytophthora sojae
Lineage: Eukaryota; Oomycota; Peronosporomycetes; Peronosporales; Peronosporaceae
Exons: 3
Coding region: 1-1089 (362 amino acids)
Source: RefSeq, a predicted model, not a curated record